Molecule: messenger RNA, 1407 nt
Organism: Ectocarpus sp. CCAP 1310/34
Lineage: Eukaryota; Phaeophyceae; Ectocarpales; Ectocarpaceae
Source: the annotation of a GenBank genome assembly
AUGGCGUGGCACUCGGAUCCUUUCGUGCGGCCGUUGCUGGGGGCCCACAAAUCGGAACUCUUGGAGUUUUUGGUCCGGGGGGGGCAUGCCUGGAGAGAAGACGGGAGCAACCAGGUGGCUAAGUACGCCAGGAAUCGCGUGCGGCUCCAGUUGAUCCCUCUCCUGCGGGAGCUCGCCGGCGGGGCCAAGGCUCUCGACACCCGCGUCGAGGAGCUCUCCCGCCAGAGCCACUUCGCCAGGCAGAUGGUAGAGCGUGAGGCGCUGCACUGGGAGAGGGAGCACUUGUCAGGGUGCCGUUUCGACGACGAAGGGGGGGGUUGCAGUGAUGAGACUGACCAGGUCGGAGGGUCUGACCAAUCAGCAGGUGCCGGGGGAACGGUUGAUCGAUCCGAAGGGGUCGGGGACGUGGCGCCGUCGGGGAUAAGGCGAAAGGAGUUCCCGCUGCAGGCGUUCUUGAGGAAGGGGCCGGGAGGAGAGGGUAGUGAGCAAGGGUGGGCAGGGUCUGACUUGCCGGAGCUGGUCAGAGAGGAGCUGUUGCAUCGGUUCAUCGUUGCAAAUACCGGCAACUCGCCGUUGUCCUACGCAAACCUGCGGCUCCUGAUGCGGCAAGUGGACGGGGGCGAUAGGAAGUGGUCGAUUUCACUAGAGGGUGGCUACUACUUGCGUCGAGUAGGCGACUUGCUCCGCAUUGAGCAGAGCCCUGCGGACGGCGGAAUCAUAGUAUCGGGCCUCGAAGGUAGGGUAGUCUCGGAGCAAGGCAUAGUGCGACACUCCACGGAUGCAGCCACCACACCGUGGGAGAUGGUGGUCAGCCCUUGGGGGGAAGGAGGUAGCAUUGCGUUGGGCGGAGAGGGUGAUAGUGGCCAUGGGGAGGGAAGGGCGACAGAAGCGGGGAUGGUGCUCUUCAACGUGGCUGCGGGGGCGCGGCUGCACGUCAGGCGAAAAAAGGAUGGGGAUCGCUUUCAGCCAGCAUGGCGCGAUAGGCCCGCGAAGCUCAAGGAUUUCCUUCGCGGGCAAGGGGUGCCGUUACACCGCAGGGACGAAGUGGCCUUAAUCUGCGACCACCACGACUCGGUUAUCGCGGUGUACCCAUCCUACCCCGGGUUCGGGGUUUGCCAGGAUAGCACCGGGGAGGAACCGAUUCGCGUAAGGAUAGCGGGGACGCCCCUGUUUUGUCCCCGCCCGGAGGAUCGGGGAGGAGCACCCGCCUCAUGACAUGGCAUGGCGUCUUCAUUCGAUUGUUGACAUUUGUGGACAAACCAAGGGUCCGCGGGGACUAGCAAUCGGGACACGUAGCUCUGACUGGGGCAGAAAAGUAUACAAUGACCGACCAUGGAAAUACGAACGAAAGGAAUCGAGAAAUCGCGUUGCGGGCCUUUGCGACGUGCACGAUUCGUUUUCUGUUGU